This is a messenger RNA of Tuber aestivum (summer truffle), 3804 nucleotides long. The record is from the annotation of a GenBank genome assembly. Lineage: Eukaryota; Fungi; Ascomycota; Pezizomycetes; Pezizales; Tuberaceae.
AUCUUUCAUCAUCACCAUCGAUCUUGACUCCACCCGCCAACACCUUGAUGUCGGCUUGAAUUCUACUCGGCUCUGUCGGGGGUGGUCGACGCUGUGGCAAACCGCCGGUAUCUCGUUGGAGGGAAAAAUGCUCAGGGCCAUCGUCCUGGACCCGAGUAUGCGCCAAACCGUGCCCACCGCUGGACGAGGUCUGUACUGGGUCCCACUCGUACAUACUAUAUCGUGCCCAUGACCUCUCCACCCGGCCCAAAUUCCAACUCAUCCUGACAGCACCGCGGCACCGGUCCGUUAAUCAUAGCGACCGAUCCAGAGGAUUGGCUGCCCGGCAACCCGUCUCCAUCGCCGUCCUAGCUCAUCCGCUACCGGUACGGCAGCUCAAACUACGACAGCUCAGCCGCCAUCCAGCUGGCAGAUCCAUCGGUCGGCCUCCCGAACCGCUCGUCUGUUUUUCAACUCAUCCGACAACCGAGCUCCUCACUGCUCGAUGCCUAAGCUACCGUACCCGCUUGUCUGCGCUUCGCCUCCCUUCCCUCCAGUGAACCGGGCCAAACAGGGCUCUCAUCCGCCGUACCGUGAUAACGCACCCCCGCCACAGUUUUGCCUUUCUGUUUCCAUCCACUUCCCCUCCCCCCCUUACCCCUCGAAAGGAAAAAAGGGAAAAGGAAAAAACCGGGAAACUAUCGCAUGGAAAACAAUUUUACCUUCCGCGGUUGGACAGCUGUCGGAGUGUGUGUGCCCUCCGCCAAGAAGGGUUUGGCGCAGGAUGCAACUGAGUUUGCCAACUCAUCAGUGCAUACCGAUAACAUGCACACAUUCGCUCAGUCGCUGCACAAGAAAAAGGGUUUAUUUAUUUAUUUCAUGGAGGAGGAAAGAAAGAACGGAUGUGGGAACGAAAAGAAAGAGGAAAGGUACGGCAGUCAAUCCGUAAAAAAUAAAAAAAAUAAAAAAAAGUUCUUCCAUGCAUCUUUUCUUCUUUUCUUUUCUCUUUCGUUCUUCGUGCACGUCUUCAGGAAACCGGCUACCGGUAUUUGGUUUGACAUGCAUUGCAAUAGUAGGGCGGGGCUUUCUACUCGCUCCUCCCCUUUGUGAAAGUUGCUAGUUUUGGGAGUCUUGCUUGUUUUCAAUCUUCUCGUGGGAGGGUGGGGGAGGGAGAUGUUGGGGUUUGCUUUGUGUUCUGAUACCGUCUUUUGUGUGUUCGUUAUUGUUAACGAUGUUUCGUGGCAGUGGUUGCUGUGAUACGAGCACAGUUGCUCUAUGAUAGCGUUGCCGCCGUCAAGCCUUGCGAACUAUUCCCAUGCGGAAUACAUCCACCUUGGGCGAAAGCCUACUCGUAUAUGGCGCCUGCACAUCAGUGGGAUCACCACAUUUUCCAAUAUCCUGUUCCUUCCUCGCAACUCCUUGCAACAUCCAAGCUGGGUUGUUUCCGGCCCUCCGGUCCCCUGUGAUCCAAUGGGUGGGUACAGUAACUAUACCAAUUUUUUUCCACCUAAUAUGACGAUGGCUGCGGGUAUGAUAGCUUCAAUUAACUGCGGAUCAAUCAACGCCGAUUGACAAAGCGCAAUUGGUGAAAACACCUUCCUAACCUUCUUCAUGCUUUAAACGCUGCGCUGUUUCAUGUAUAUUUCUUCCCUUCACCAUCUCUCCCAGUGGAUCGUUGUUGUUGUUGCUUUUUGCUUUUUUUUUUCUUCUUCGCUUUUUCUUUCACUUCUUUCCCUUCCCUUCCCGCCUCCCUUCUGGACACUGAUACGACACUUGCGAGUACGGUAUACGAGUGCGGGGCAUGGCAAUCAUCUGCUACUUGCAGCUUCUCGUGGGUUCUCCACGGAGUGGGGGAGCAUGUCCGUUCGGCCUCAUCCCCUCUUUCCCACUACCUCGAGCAGAUUCUAUACGGUAGGAUCCUACCUUCCAUACAAACCGAAGGUACACGCUUUCCACCUUAUCAAGAUCCAGGACCCUCCGGUGUACGGUACUUGUUUGCGUGCGAUUGAUCCCACCCCUGCAACGCCGACAUACGGACAGGACAAUCGACAAGUACGAGUACUCAGGAGCUAAUUGAAGGUCGCAAAAGUCUCUGUGGAUGCUUCGAUAUAUCGAAGCCAUGUACCGAUUCGUCUCUCCAACCCAGCCCACUACGAUACAGGUACCUCAAGGCACAUCUCGAUAACCUCGGGAACCACCACUCCAUUCCGAACCCCUUCCGUCCUCGCGCAUAUGUCCCCUCCUCCGCCGCUCCAACCACUGGUAAACCCCCCGGCCUUCGCAGAGGAAAAAAAAAUACGUGGCAGCCCGAGAGCAGAAUGAGGCUAUCCUCCUUCCUCACUUCCCUCCACAUUACUGGUCCACAGAUGCGGUGAUUCCGCCAGUCUUGGUCCAUUUUUUUCUUUUCUUCCCCCCUUUAAAUCCUAUGAUUGCCCUCGGUGGAUCUCCGGGCUAGCACAAGUGAUAGCGUAUGCCAUGCAGGAUAUAAGGCUGGGGCUACCAUCAUCGCUGUACGGUAUCAACUCCUCUCUCAUGGGAUUAUUUUCGUUCCCUGCAUACGAACAACCAUUAUCCCCACUCCCUCUCCCACGAGAAAAUAAGAAGGAAAUGUGUGAGCGCAUCAGCAUGGGAAGACGCUAACCGGAGCGGGCACACUUUACCCAGGCUUGAACAUGAUUUGACAGUUGAAUUUGAAUACGCUCAUGUACGAGUACAGCACUGUACGAGCCUCACAUAAUACAAGCAGAAUGCCACCUUAUUCUAAUAAAAGCAUCGUAAUCUGAAUGGACAGCAAAGUUCUUUCUUUUUUUUCUUUUUUUCUUCUCCCCUCUGCUCUUCUCAUCCAUCAACUAACCCGGUGAUGGAUGGGUGGAUGGAUGGGCCUACGUCUCCGCACCAUAGAUAUAGCGUGUCGUCCACAGCACUCUGGUCCGCUCCGAUGCCCAUCGGGGGUUAAAUUCAUCCAACAUCUGAUCUGAUUCUUUUUUUUUCCUUUUUUUCCUUUAUGUACCCGUACCCUGCUUUCUUCUUCUACCAUCCGCUCGUUACCCGUCACGAACAAAUGAUAUUUUCCGUAUGGUAACAUAGGUGGUGAGAUGCUUGCUGGCUUUUUGCAAAAAAAAAGAGAAGAGGAAAGGACGGAGAUGUGCUGUAUCAUAUGCACUGUAUGCGCUCGAUCGAUUGAUGAGUGGAUGGGCCUUUCAAUGGGAAGUGUUCGAUACCGUAACGGUACUGUACUGCACUCGUACUGGAUAGUAGUAGGCACUGUACUGUCCGAUUGUACCGGUGGAUGGAUGGAUGGACGGACGCAAGAUAUCACGACGCCGACCCCUCCCUUCAACAAUCUCUAUUAGAGGCAGCGGAAACGGUAAUCAGAAUCUGGUGAAAAAAUAAGAAAAAAGGAAGAAGAGGAAGAAAAAAAUUACCGUAUAAAUAUAGUACCAGGUACCAAUGAUGCCAUACAAGCAGAACCCCGAAGCCAACCACUAGAUUAUCGGGGACAGACAGACAAAAGGCAAUCAAUGUCGACUGCGAUAGGCUGACUGGGAUGUCAACCGAUUAAUGGUACGAUGAUAAAUAACUCCCAUCAUGGCUGGAUUUCAGGAGUUCUGCGGUGGCUGAACUAUAGUCUCAAUACUCGUACCGUAGUGUGGUACCGUACCGUGCUUGUGUAAUAAUAUGAUAUAAGUUACCGGUACAGAAGAUUGGCGGCAGGGGUCCAGCAACGUUUCCAUCCUCCAAAUGGCAGACAGAAGGAGGAGAGGAUUUUUGUGAAACAACUCGGGCGUUUGGAUAGGUUCCUAUGAUUUUUUUUUUCGGGAAAAA